This is a messenger RNA of Dendronephthya gigantea, 459 nucleotides long. RefSeq names its product HORMA domain-containing protein 1-like. Bases 109 to 459 code for a protein of 116 amino acids. The transcript is spliced from 8 exons. Lineage: Eukaryota; Metazoa; Cnidaria; Anthozoa; Malacalcyonacea; Nephtheidae. The record is from RefSeq and is a predicted model, not a curated record.
GCGUGACUACGAAGUUUAUGCUGUAUAUUAUGAGUUAAAACAUCAUGAUUCUGUGUUUUUUAUACCAAAAUACUAUUUUAUAGCCUACUGGGAAAUCAAAAUUUCACAAUGCCGAUGGCUACUUCGCAAUUGAAAAAACCUGAAGUCAAAACUGGAUCGUGGUCAAGUAUCUUCAAUUCCUCUGAGCAACUGAAUGAGACCCAAUCAGCUCUUUUCGUGAAAAAGUUGCUUGCAGUUGCCAUUUCCAGCGUGACAUAUUUACGAGCGGUCUUCCCAGAAAGAUGCUUUGGUGAUCGGUGUUUGGAAGAUCUAAAUUUGAAGAUUUUGCGAGACGAAGAUGCGUUCCCUGGAUCAAGUCAAGUUAUUCAAUGGGUCAAAGGCUGUUUCAAUGCAAUCGACAAAAAAUAUCUAAGGAAGAUCAUAUUGGGAGUAAGUGCUACAAAUCUUUGUUCAAUAUAG